AAGACUACUAGUUAAUUUUAAUGUUAGCCGAAGAAAGAUUAAUUAGGGAGGCAAAUUUGUCUAGAAGGUGUAAUUAAUCCCAGAGCCAAACAGAAGAGACCGUGGUUAUCCGUGUCGCCGGUGCCUUCAAGGAGGGUGCCAUCAAGGUUGAGAAGACUUGUGCAGACUCACUUCUGAAGUGUAGGGCUGCGUAGACCACACUGGGUAGGCUCCGUUCUGAGACAAGAGACAGCAACAGGCGGUGCCUAUCUGAGAGAGCAGAAAAGACAUCCCUUCAGGUGUCCUGGUCAGGAUUAUCCUUCGUCCUGCUGUGUUAGGCCCCCCCCACACCCCCAACCCCCAGUAGCUUCUAGACUUUUUGCUCGUUGCCCUUUACUGUCAAAUCCUGUUUAAUCUAAAAGGGACAUGAGAGCCACAUCCGGCUUUGAAACUUCUAAAAUGUGCCUAAAGGUAAAAGGCCAAGCCCUUUAAUGUCUCCCACAAAUUCCCGACAGUUUGGCCCUAGGCUACCUGACUGCUUUUCCUUCUCACUCCCUGUCCUCCUGGCUGUUGCCAGGGGCCCUUGUUACAAAAAAACAUGGUUUCUGGAAAGCUCAGCCUGAAUGACACUUAGGGCUUUCCUAUUGAUACUUGUCUUAUUUUCUUUUAAUGAUCUGUAUUUUUUCCCUCUUAGCAGGGAUGCCGAGCUCUUCAAUGAUACUCUUGUUUCUUUCCCCGCUCCUUGCCCUGAUUUAAGGCAAGCAUCAUGCCAACUCCAGUGUAAGUGAUGGUCGAUAAUUGUUGAGAGGAAUUCUUCAGUUCUUUCAGAGGUGGUGGCAACAGGCUUUGCUCAUUGAAACCCAAGCUUACCCAGCCUCCCUGGAGGAGGGGCGUGCACUCAGCUUGGAAUACCUGAGGUGGCUGUGGUAACCCCUGUGCCUUGUAGCUGAGGCUCUGAGGCAGGUGGCUUCCAGAACAGAGCAGAGACGGUGAAUGGCUCAACCUGAGGCUGACAGCUGCUGGUCUUUGCUUUGGCUGAUUUCCCCCUUUGCAAAUGGUUUUUGGCAAUUGAAACUGCAAAUCUACUAUCUGCUCCCCUAUGUAAAUUGCAUUUACAUUUAAAUUGUAUAUUCUUCCGAAGGAUGGGGUUAGUAAAUAACUGGCAGAUUAAGCUGGAGGAGAGGAAAUUGUGCCCCUAUCAAAUCUGAGACUGAAGUGACAUCUGGCUUUUACUACUUCCAUUCUUUUGGUUUAAUAACAGCAUGUGGCAUUAAGAGAAGAGAAAUUGGAUCUACAUUUUAAUGAAAGGAGGAAACUCUCAGGACUUAGAUACCUUAUCGUGUUGAAUACCUAGUCGAUUGGCAAUUAAACCUGCCUUAAGAAUGGGGUGGAAUGCCUUCUCGGCUGUGGGGAGAAUAAAAACAAAACCAAGCCAAAGCCCAGGACCACACAGAUAAGACUGACAGAAAGGCUGUGCACACGGAGGAUGAGUAUUUCAGGAUCUCACACAGGAAUCCUCGAUGGAACAAUGCUGACAAUGGUACCAUGCAUAUGCAUGAGGGGAGCUCGGGAGGGGAGAGCUGUAGACCCCAAGGUCUGUCGAAGAUAGAGCAGGAGGCUCAACCCACACAGGCUGGCAAAGUCCUGCUAAUUGAUCCUUUUUUAACCCACUGGUUUCAAAUGCCAGGGGUUUGAUCAAGAAAAACAAACACAAACACAAACACACACACACACACAGACAUAUACACACAGACACAUACACAGAUACACACACAGACACACACAAACACACACACACAGAGACACAGACACACACACACAUACACAAACACACAUACACACACAGACACACACACAGACAUAUACACACAGACACAUACACAGAUACACACACAGACAUACACAAACACACACACAGAGACACAGACACACAUACACACAAACACACAUACACACACAGACACACACAUAUACACACAGACACACACACACAGACAUAUACACACAGACACAUACACAGAUACACACACAGACAUACACAAACACACACAGAGACACAGACACACAAACACACAUACACACACACACAUACACACACACACACACACACACACACACACACACACACACCAUGCCUGUCUCAUUCCAACAGCUUCACUGUUUAAAAUGGAAGCGAUUCCACCUGCUGGCUGAUUUUUGUUGAAAGCGAUGCUGGGCCAUGUAAACAAAAAUGCUUCUGCAUCCUAAUAAGGCAAGCCUAUCAUUUAUUUGCUUUGAUUGAAACAAAUGUGUCAAUUUUCCAAGCCUUUGUCUGGUGAAUCCAGUGUUUGGAUGUUGAUAAAAAUGAUCACAUCAUAUGUUUGGAAACUGCUGCUCUAUUCAAAACUUUGGAGUCACAGUCUGGGAGCCACUUAGCCUCCCUGGCCAUCCACCGCAAGAUGCUCCGCUCUUUCCCAAGGCCCGGAAAAGGCUGUAGUCAUAGGGCUACAUAGGAAGUCUAAAUGGGAUGGAGCUUCUCGGGGGAGGAGACGAUGUUGAAGCUCUGAGGCCAGGGUGCACAGAUAAUUAGAAGUGGAAACGUAUAGAAUAUACUAGGUGCCAAAUACUUCCUGUGUUUCAAGUCCUUGCCUCUUGUCAGUUGCAUAAAGACAGUUUCUGCUGCCAUUGCCAUAGCAGAUAAAGGGGGGACUUGGUCACCGGCAGAUGGUAAGGGACAGAGCUGAGCUUCGACUCCAGGUAGGCGUCCUCUGUUCCCUUUAAACCCUUUCAGAUGCUCCCCUUCCCCUGCUGUUUAAUGAACACAUUGUGUUUCCUCACAGUUACAUUUUGUCUCGCAUAAUCGUUUUGGAAAAAUCACAGCAGUUUUUCUCGAAAGAUUCCAGCUACUAGUAUGACAGAUAUCCCCUUAAAAUAAAGCAACGCUAAGAUCUACAUUUUGCAAUGUAAUGAUAUGUGUCUCAGCUGUCUUGAGCACAUCCAGAGAAUGGAGUGAGACUUGAACAUGUUUUAACGAGGCCCAAACCAUGACUUCUGUAUGGUCAGCACAGGCCCUUCAUCCUGAUUCUUCUAAUUAAAAAAAAACAACAUUUAUCUAUUGUAUGUGCAUGUGUGUGGUAUGCGUGGACACUUGUGUGCCACAGUGUGGGUAUGGAGUUUGGAGGACCGACCGACAACUUUCAAGUGUGGGUUCUUUCCACCAUGCGAGCCUUAGGAAUGGAACUUAAGUCUUCAGGUUUGGUGGCGAAUGUCUUUACCCACUGAGCUACCUGCCGGACCAUCUUGAUUCUUCUUUUCUUUCCGUUUCGUCUUAUUGUGUCUUUGGGUUUUUAAAUUUUUUUAAUUAUUUAUUUAUGUAUAUGCGUUUGCUAUAACUGUCUUCAGACACACCAGAAGAAGGCAACAGAUCCCAUUACAGAUGGUUGUGAGCCACCAUGUGGUUGCUGGGAUUUGAACUCAGGACCUCUGGAAGAGCAGUCAGUGCUCUUACCCACUGAGCCAUCUCGCCAGUCUGUUUUAUUUUUUUAUUAUUAUUUUUUUUUAUUUUUUGAGACAGGGUUUCUGUCUGUAACCUUGGCUGUCCAGGAACUUGCUCUCUAGGCCAGCCAGGCUGGCCUCAAACUCACAGAGCUCUGCCUGCCUCUGCCUGUGGGAUUAGAGGAGUGUGUCUCCACCACCACCCAGCAUGAUUCUUAUUUUAUUAAUGGAAAAAUCCUUCAUGUGGAUCCAAGUCUCUUCCACUCUCCUGUUUCCCUGUGGGUCUUGGUUGGUGGCCUGGAUGCUGGCAUUUGCUUUCCAUCUCUUUUCUCCUCCAUUCCUUGGUACCGCGUGCAGCUCCUUGCUCCCUGUGCUCCAUGGUGCCUUUAGUUAGUCUCUCUUCGCCUUUUCUCCUUGGCGCUCCACCUCUGACGCUGGCCAGCGCCUCCUUCUGUUUGAGCGUAGCUUUAAUCCCUCAUCUGAUUUUGUCAUCAGUGUUGCUGGGGUGAGGGUAUGGUGCUGAUGUCACACUGUCAGUAUUAUGAGUACCACAAUGUCUAACAGGCAGAGAAGGGGCCAUCGUCCGUGGCAACCCUUGGGUGAGACUCGCCCCGCUAAAGUAACCAGACUGAUUGUGCAUAGACUGCAGACAACCAUGUGAAGGGGGAAUCGGCUGUCAGAGAAGAGGCCACUUUUUGAUCACCAUGGUGGAUGUGAAAUGUCUGAGUGACUAUGAAUUGCACAAGCAUCUUAAGACGCUUGGGUUCACGCCUGGCCCAAUACUACCUUCCACCAGAAAAAUAUAUGAAAGAAAGCUAGUGCAAUUGCUGGCCUCGUCUCCCUGUGAAUCUGUCAUGAAGAGACCCAGAAGGCUGCCUGGCUCUGAGGACAGCGAUGACAGUGAAGGUGCGCUGCAAGACCAAGUCCGAGGAACAAGCGUCGGUGUGUCACCGACUACAACCAAUGCGUCACCGACUACAACCAAUGCUCCGAGAGCAGCUUCCUAGACCAGUAUCCUAGGAACUACUUCCUAAGCCAGAACCCCGAGAGCAGCGACCCAUGGGGCUUGAAGCUGGCCAUCCUUGGGAUUUUCUUUAUUGUGUUGUUUGUCUACAUAAUUGUGGAAAAGAAGCCGCUCUUCGGUUAAGCCCUUGAGGAGCAAAGCAGCGUCUGCAGUGCUCGGAUCUUUAGCUGGAACCACAGAGCUGUGCUGAAGGGCCAUGGCUACAACCAGGCAACCCCUCCCCGCCCUACACUGGCUCUCCUGGCUGUUUCUGGGUUCAGCCAGGUGGAGGAGCAAGGGCAGAACCAGGCAGCAUGGUGGUGCAUGAUGGUCUGUAAGCCAAGUAAGCCAUCAUUAAAGGUGCUGAUACAUCAGAACGCUCUUCUGUAAGGGAAACUGCCUGGGCCUCCCGCCCUCUGCCCUCUGCCCUCCGCCCUCCGCCCUCCUUCCGGUUUCCCCAGCCGAAAAGGCUUCAUAUUCUGAUGACUGAGAUCACUUUCAAACUACAGAGCAUAGAAACGAGGAGAAAAUUAUAUUCUUAAUAAAAUAUGUCCAAGUGUC
This is a messenger RNA of Rattus norvegicus (Norway rat), 5017 nucleotides long. NCBI's taxonomy places the organism in Eukaryota, Metazoa, Chordata, Mammalia, Rodentia, Muridae. The record is from RefSeq and is a predicted model, not a curated record.